AUGGGCUUUUUCUCUGAUCCCGCUGCCCUCCCUGCUGCCAACGCCGCUGGAUCUCCUGCUUCCUCCGGUCGUUCGUCUCGCAAAAAGCGCACAGGUGACAGUGGCACCAGUCGCCGUCGUCGCAAGUCUUUGGAACGACCAGCGAGGGAUGCUUCCACUACGAUUCCCACCUUGGCCGAAGCAACGGCACUAACCAACAAGGGACGCAGUCAGAGACGCACUUCCCAAACCAUGAUGAGUGCUUCCAUGCCAUCAGGAAGCACCAGCAGUCGUCGACGCAGCAGCGGUAUCGGUAUGUUAACUGCGGCCAUGAGUGAGGCACUCAAUGCCUCCUUCAUGGAUAGUGGCAGUGGUUCCUUUAACGAGUCCAUGAACAACAACGUAUCCAUGCAAGACCACUUGAUGGAAAUGGAAAGUUUUGUACGACAUGUCAAAGAAGCGGAUCCCGAAAAACGAAACAAAAUCAUGCUCAUGGCGACACAAGAAAUUGACGAGUCUGCGAAUAGUAAUUGGUAG
Molecule: messenger RNA, 516 nt
Organism: Seminavis robusta
Lineage: Eukaryota; Bacillariophyta; Bacillariophyceae; Naviculales; Naviculaceae
Source: the annotation of a GenBank genome assembly